UUUACAGUUACUGUACUUAACACUUCAGGCCAUGGAUUCAGGCCAGACCAUGAGUCACUCACACAUCCAUCUCCAGCCCCUGGCCAAUCCCACUUACAAAACCCCAAACUGGGAAAUCUAUCCUGUUGUGGCCCAAACAUAACAGCAGAACCACCCAAGCAGGCUGAGUGUUGCUUCCAGGGCUGGUCUGUCCUGCAUCUGUGGCACCUGACUCCCUCCUCGCCACUCCGAGGCCACUGUCAUAUCAGGUAUCAGCAGGUACAUACACGCUGAUAGGCUCACCUGGACUAUGGGACAAGACAGGAGGAGGAGGAGGAGGAGGAGGAGGAGGAGUUUGGAUUUGAUAUCCCGCUUUAUCAUUACCCGAAGGAGUCUCAAAGCAGCUAACAUUCUCAUUUCCCUUCCUCCCCCAGAACAAACACUCUGUGAGGUGAGUGGGGCUGAGAGACUUCAGAGAAGUGUGACUGGCCCAAGGUCACCUGUGCUGGUCCCGGGGGGAGGUUACCGGGAGGCGUGGUCAGAGUCCGGUCCUGGGUCGAGGGUCUAGAGAAUGUCCACCAAGGGCAAGGCGGGGUCCAAAGCAAGAAGCCAGGCGUGGUCAGGAACUCUGGAAGAGCAGGUCUGGGUGCUGGCAGAAACAGGUUUCCAACGACGUUGCUCCCACAACCUGGGACUGGGCUGACUGGCCUUUAUUUCCUCGGAGGCCAGGGACGGUCCCGGCCCCCAGGAGACCCGCCUCUCCUGGCCUUAAGGCGAGCACUCCUCCUCAGAGAACUUAGUUCCCUCCGCCUCUCUGCCCUGAGCCUCUGCAGCUCAGGAGAGGCUGGAGGGUUAUUGGACCCAGGGGCAGCUUCACCUUCUCCUGACAGUGCUGGGAGAGGCGCACCUGCAGGCAAUGGGCCCUCCAUCACCUCUGGAGCCAGAGUGGAUACAUCUGGUGUCUGCUCCUGAGGAUCCGGCACAGGUGCAGGUCCUUCAGAUUCAAGCCCCUGCCCCGGCUCAGCCGGCCCUGGAGGCGGGGACUCCUGUGCAGGCUGGGACUCCUCAGGUUCAGAUUCUGAAUCAGAUUCCCAGGCUAUCACAGUCACCCAGAAGGUACAUGUGGAGGAGCGGGGAAGCAAACCCGGUUCACCAGAUUACGAGACUACAGCUCUUAACCGCUACACCACAACAGUCCCUGCAUCACUGCAUCACUAGCCCUAAGGUGACUGUCACUGAGAAGAAAAUGAAAAGAUGGGGGGGGGGACCAGUAGGCUUUUAAAGUCCAGGGUUCCACCCCAUGCAAGUUGAAUACCAAGAUGGUAUUCCUAGAAAUUAAGUUAGGGAUUCAUAGCAAUCCCUUCAUUAGCAACCCUGUUUAGGGAAGUUUUUAAUGUUUGAUGUUUUAUUAUUGUGUUUUAAAUAUUCUGUUGGGAGCCGCCCAGAGUGGCUGGGGAAACCCAGCCAAAUGGGAGGGGUAUAAAUAAUAAAUAAAUUCUUAUUCUUAUUCUUAUUCUUAUUCUUAUUAUCCUUAUAGCAUUACUGUGGAAAGGGGACCAUGCCAAAUGAAGAUUUACUGGACAAAGAAUCGAUUUGAUAUUUAGUGUCAGCUGCCGAGAUGGUUACUGUAAGUAAACGGAAAUAUUUAGGGGGUUAAAUAACAAUUUGUGGUAUAGUCAAAUCAGGUCUGGAACUAUUGCAGGGAUGGGCUCAAAAAUUAAGGUAUACUAGGGGACAAAAAAAAAUAAAGAUUCAUUUUUAGCUAUGUUGAAAAACUUACUUUAUACUGCAUAUAAAUAAUGAUGACAAUGUUCAAAUGCCUCUUGUGAAAUAUGCUACUAUGUAGAAUUCUUCAGAACAUUUCAGCUUCAAGUGAGAAUGUAAUAAGAUCUCAAGGAUAUUUAUAAAUAAAGCAAAUCUUUGCAAAAAUAUUACUACCCUCCAACACCAAUAAUAAUAAUAAUUCCCAGGGAUUGUGAAUGAAACAACCCAAAUUUGUAUUUCAUUUUUUUGGGGUGUGGGUAUGUUAAAUUUUUAUUCAAUUGUAUUGUUUUUCCUUUAUUUUUUGAAUGUUGUUUAAUUAUAUAUUCUUGAUAAAAUAAAUGUCCCUAGGAAAUUGGGAUGCUUAGAGGGAAUGCAAUGGUCUGCCUCCACUGUCGGACCUAAUACUUUCCUUUCCGUCUCAUCUUCCCAAUGUUGUUCUAUAAAAAGGCAUAGAAGUGUCUCAUGCACACUAACGAUACCUUUCCAUCAUUUAAAUAACCAAAGAGGCUGUCAUAUAGCUUUCAACUUUUGGGAAUGCUUCAUGAAAAUAAAUGUGGCUUUGAUCCAGUUUCUGUAAAAUCAAAUAGAAAUCCACUUUGCAGCUUAUUAUUUUUUUAAAAAGAUGUUAAAUAACAGACUAGGAUCUGUGGACUGAUUUCUGCGAUGUAUUGUGUCAUCAUAAAUCAAUCAGGAAGCAACCAGAGGAUACCUAUUGAAAUGUUCCUGGAAACGGGCGUAGAUACAUUAUACCCACUGUUUCUGAGACUAAAUUUUGUGUCCAGCUAAAUUCUAUGCAGAGUAGACCUGCUGAAAUAAUGAUCCUGAAUUAUUUGUGUCUAUUAAUUCCAAUGGGUCUCCUCUGAGUAUGACUAAUACAACCAUAAAGAAAACAUUAGGCAAACAGGAGAUCUUGCAACACAGCCUUAUACAUCUGUACUGAGAAGUAAGCAUCACUGAGCUCAAUAGGACUUCUUUCCAGGUAAGUGCGUGUAGGAUCGCAGCCUUAAACUGUCACCUCAGUGCUAAUGCAGAUGCACUGAAAUAAUGUUUGCUGACUAAACCUAAAUGUGUCUUAUGGCUCAGUUAAUAAUGAUGCUUUGCUAUGGCUUAGCACCAGGGGUCAGCAAACUUUUUCAGCAGGGGGCCGGUCCACUGUCCCUCAGACCUUGGGGGGGGGGGCUGGACUAUAUUUUGAAGAGAGAGAGACAUGAACGAAUUCCUUUGCCCCACAAAUAACCCAGAGAUGCAUUUUAAAUACUGUAAAAGGACACUUUCUACUCAUGUAAAAACACACUGGUUCCCGGACCAUCCGUGGGCCGGAUUUAGAAGGCGAUUGGGCCGAAUCUGGCCCCCAGGCCUUAGUUUGCCUACCCAUGGCAAGCAAGACUUGAAGGAAUGGGAGGUGUGACUUGUCAGUCACUUUUCUGGAUGACCCGGAAGAACCAAGAUUAGAUCAAUUUUACAGUAGAAAGAACAUAGGAGAAGCCUUGUUGAAUUGGGCCAGAAUCUAAUCUAGUCCAUACCCUGUUCUCACACAGUGGCCAACCAGAUGUUUGUGGGAAUCACUAAGACGGGAAUCACCCCUCCUUCAGUUUCCAGGACCAGGUAUUCAGAAGCAUAUUGUCUUCAGGAGUGAAGGUAGAAUGAAGCAUCAUGUUUAGUAGCCAUACUGGAAACAUUUUCCCUUCCUGUAAAUAAACCCCUUAGUCUACAUAAGUGAUAGAGAUGUGGAGUAAACUAUUACAUUUCUUACAACAGGUAGCAUAGCUACAGUAUUAUUUCUUUAUCAUGUGGAUAGGAAACAGGAACCAUGUUCUGAGCUGCAGAGAAAGCCAGAGUCCACUUGCAACAUACAAUGCAACACUGACUUGCAUUUUGAUUCCCACACACCCAACUCUAGCAUACCUAACGUACUGUUUAAUCCAACCUCAAUAUGUAAGUGCAAUAAUAUCUAAAAAUCACAUGAAUCAAUACCAUCUAGAAGGCUGGUCACAUGUUUCCAGAAUCCAUUUUUCAACAGGAAAAGCAAGCUGCCAUUCAGAAUGCAAUGGAAGUAUAUGGUGUGGCCAAAUCGAUAUAGGAUUAACAAAGAUUUCCAUUAUCGCUGUGAUUUCAUUUUUAAUGAGCUCACGAUCAGUCUACGAAGCAGAAGGAUGCACGUUUCUCUGCUGAGUGAUCUCAUCUGUAAUUUCAUUAGGAAAACUGAAUUUUGCAGAUGUAACUUUUUGAAAGGGGGGGGUGAAAUUUUGUCUCUUGGCAAUGCUUCUUUCUGACUGAAAAACGAAGGAAAAGCCAGCCGCCUCUUCAAAUGGUGACUGACCGUUUCGCAAUGUGCCAAGUUUAGUUGCUUGAAUGUGAAUAUGACAGCUUGUGAAGUCCAGUUCGUUAUCUUCUCAUAAAAGUGACAAAGCUCUUGCAGUUCAUAAAGUGCCGUGUGACUGAAGUUUGCAAAGGUUGUUUUUUUCCCCCAUCCAGACCAAUUUCUUUUGAAUUUGAGUUCUUUCACUCAUCUUAGCUACCUACAAGAAUCUGAAACAUAUUGAGCGCCGAUUGCCCUGAACCUUUUCAUAUCUUCUGGGGGCCCUGAAAUUUUGCCACCUCUAACUUCCCAUACAAUGACACUGGGAGCACAGCAGUGUCAGCACAGAGCUCUCCCAAGUCAAUGGUGGCAGUCCAUGGUACUACUGGCUGUAUCAACCGAUGGUUCCCAGGUUCACAUUUUUCAUGUCCCUGGUAGAGGUCUUCUUGGAGAGCCAGUUCCAGCAUAUGUUUAGAGAUGCAUCCUGCACCAUAGUGUCCCCUUUCCUGAAGCUUACUAUGUUCGGUUUAUCGGACUGUGAAAUGACUUGCCACACUCUGGGCAGUCUUGCGAAUUUCCUUUCUUUUGCUCGCUUGCCAGGUUAGCAAACUCUCAGAGUUUGUGGAAAUCUAGGUCUGCAACCUCUCUCUAACUCCUGAGAUUUCUUUUUUUUCACCAUCUGUGGCUUCAAGUGCAGCCUCUUGUUUCAAGAACUCUGGGGGCCUUGGCUGGUUCCAGUGUGAGAUCAGGGUCAUUUUGCAGCAUCACAGACACGUGGCCAUCUCAAAGCUCAACUCCUCAUCUUCUACUAUCAAAAUGGAGUUAAGAUUUAAUAUCCAAGUUUGCAAAACAAAACGUGGAGCUAUCAUUUUUACUUUUAUUUUUAAAGCAAACUUGCUUUGUGCAUUGAAUGAAGUACACUAUGGCUUACAAAAGCUCAUAGCAAAUAAACCAGUUAGUCUCUAAGGUGUCACAGUGCUUUUGGUCAUAUUAGAUAACUUAUUCUUUCAGCAAACAAACUGGUGCAUGGUUCAUAUGGCAGGCACCGGAUUUUAGAAAUUGGCAGUAGUGGUAGAAGAAAAAAUCAAGCCCUCCUUUAUAAUCUAAUCUGUUUUUAACCGCCACACUCUUUCCCUCAUAUUAAAAAUGUGCCUUUUUGACACAAGCUUUCUAACUCAAUUCACAAGCUACAGAAGAACGGGGAGGGUAAUAUUAGAGACUCUUGAGAGCUCCUGCUAAAGUUGUGAAAAUUCGGUGAAAAAUGGGCAGCAUUUUCCUUUUUGAUAGGCACCGGCAUUAUCUUCCAUCACUAGGAAAUGCUAUAAAAUGAUAGUCUGUGAGAAUACCUUGAAUUGAUAUUUCAAAGGGUUUCUUUUGAAAGGAUGAUUUAUAGAUCACAAGACCAAUGGGGCUUUUAUCAAAAGAAAAUGGAUUCUUUUGUUGAACUAUUGAGAAAAGAUUGAUGAUGUGCUACAGCCAAGCUUAGUUUUGGUGACUUGGUGGUACGUAAAUCACUAGCAUCGUAUAAGCUCAAUACUUAUUAUGCGACAUCCCAAACAACACACACAGACUAAUUGCCGGCAAAGUUGUUUUCUUCCAGAAGAGGCCUGAACGGAUGGUUUUAGCAUAAUGGUGGAUUCCAUGUGAUUUAUGAGUCUGCUGAUGCAGGCCAGUCAUUGGACCAAUUAUGUACUGUAUAGCAAGAGGCACAUAGAGCUUCAGGAUGCUGAUGGCAACAUAGUGUGUGCACACUCAGAGGAUGACCUCCAAACCAUCCUAAAUAUAUCCUAAAGAAGCUUACAAAAAGCUUGGCCUACCGCUCAACAUCCAAAAAACCAAAGUGCUGCACCAACAAGCACAAAACAACCCCUCUGCAGCCCCACAAAUCCAACUCAAUGGUGUAACAUUGGAAAAUGUUGAUCACUUCUCCAACCUGGGCAGUUAGGUAUCUUUCUGCAAGGGCCGACAUUGGUGCCAAAAUCCAGCAUCACCUAGCUCUGCAAGUGCAGCUUUUUCCCAAUGGAAGUGCAGAGUGUCUGAGGACCAGGACAUUUGCUUGUGAAACAUGGUCCACUUAUAAACACCGUGUCCAACUCCCUGAAAGAUUCCAUCAAUGGUGUCUCCCAAAAAUUUUACAUAUCACUUGGGAAGACAGGCGAACUAAUGCCAGUGUACUGGAAGAAGCAAAGAUCAACAGUGUUGAAGCAAUGAUUCUUCAACACCAACUUCGUUCAGAUGCAAGCAGAAAUUCCCAACUACAAACUCCAGAGAGCAGCUGAUCCCUCCUGAAAAUGCAGUUGGCAUCCAUCAACUGACCUUGAAACCCUGCAUUCGGGAGUGUUAUUCACGGAGGUUUAUGAGUGAACACUGUCAGGAGCUCAUCCUACACUCGAGUAGGACCCUGGUAGAGACACAUUCCCCACUGGCAUGUUCUCUCCCUCCUGGUCGUUCGCUCGGGAGCUUCCAAAGCUUUCUUCUGCCCGAACAUCACAGCGACCAAUGCCAACAGACACCGGCACAUUUAGGGAUCCGCAGAGUCUGCGCAGCAUGCGCGUGACAGACCUCAGCAACUCAGCAUUUUGGCUAAUCUACUUUAUUUACAUACAAACACACACAGAGCACUGCAACAUGGCUCCCUCUCUCUCUAGCAUCAGACAGCAAAGAGAAAAAGAACAAAGGACACUUCACGGAACACAGUAACACAAACAUCCUGUCUCCGUCACUUCCCACUCUGUGGAGUCAAAACAUAUACUGUCAUGUGAUAGACAACAAUCCCAUGACUGCAAUCACGGAGCAGGAAUUCUAACAAACACAUCCUAAGGCAAUCGGGUGAAUACAGGGGCCAUCUGAUUUGGGUGACUGGUGUUAAAGGUUUCCUAACUGUAAGGCAGAAGGGUAAUGGGACAAUUUAUCCAAAGAUGUUGCGAAGUUUUUUCUGUCUUGGGAAGUAGCUUCGCUCCCCAAAACCCCUUUAAUAUUUGGAAAAUAGUUCUGCACAAAGUUUGGCUCUGGUGCUUCUAUUCAGAGAGUGUUGGAUUCAGAAAUCCUUUGAGCAGCCUUAAAAGUCUUUGAAGCUCUGACUAGACUAGGGCAGAGGAAGGAGAAAUUCAUAUGAUAAAUAUACUGGGGAGUAGCACUUUCUAAAAGCCUGCUAUAAACUUAAUCCAUUGUUACACGUAUUUUAUUAACCCACUUGAGUGGACACCACAAUGAGGAUGAGGGUAAAAUUUGGACUAAAUCCCCCACAGAAGCCACAGCUUCAUGCGCAAUGCUCCUCUAAUGUACUUCUGGAACAGCUUUGCUCCCCGAUGAUUUAUAUUUGUUUACUUUUCAAAUCCCUAAGCCUGACAUACUGUAAAAAGGAUAGGUCCAUAACUAAUAAGAGCCGUAUGUUUGUCUAGCGUUUGUUGCCUGUGCCUUUUGUUCUGCUGUGUUAAUGUGCCGUGUCUCCAGCCUAUCCGUAGACAAUAACCCAUAAUGCAAUUUGGACUUGGAUUCAUUAAACAUGAUUAGCACAGCAUACUAAUGAAAAUCCAAAAUUAGCUUGUGGAAUAGAACACCAGACGACCUUCCCAACCCAUUCAGAGAAGCUCACCUUCGACGUAGCAGAGCUUUGCUCGACAGUAGAUGCUUUGUGCAUUCAUCUAUCUUGCAAAGAGAAAUGUUCGCAAGUUGAAUAAAAUAUUCUGGAACACUCCAUAUGCCCUUUUAAUUCCCCCUACCUAUCCCGUUUAUUUUGUGUUUAUUUUGCAACAAACAUUUUGUUGCAGAAAUAAUACUUAGAUUUAUAUCCUGCUUAUUUUUACUGGCGAUUGACAAAAUUGUUAUCCAGUCCCUUCCAACGAUUCCCUGGGACUUGGAUUGCAUGGACAAGUCGAAAGCAGGGCUCCGUUGCACACCAAGUCCUACACUCCAUGUUUGUGCUGAUGACACACUUUGAAGAUGUUGGUUUGCAUUUAAGUUCCAUACCUGUCCCUUCUCUAAUGAAAAAGUGCUACCAUCACAUUUGCUAUGAAUGCAGGAAGGUGAUUCCGUUUCCCCACCCCCACCCCAAAAUUAUAUCUCACAAACAUGGAUUUUAUAGAGCAUCCUCAGAGUGUCAACACUGAUGGUGGCAUAGAAAUUCUCUCCCUUUAACGACACAAAUCUGUCAAUUAGUUGCACACAGCAAUUACCGGCCCUUUUCUUUAAUAUUUGUGAAGACUCCAACCUUUCGAAGGAUGAUAAAUGACUCCGUAAAGUAUGCAGUGCAGGGAUUUGCUAAAUGUGCACUUUUCCUCUCUCCUUUUAUAUAUUUUUUAUAAUAAUCCCCCCCCCAAGUUAUUUUACGCAAUCAAUAGAGAAAAGACAUCCUUUUUUUGAAAAAAGAAAAAAGCACAGAGGAAUAGUUUAAAUGAAAAUAAAGUGCCUUCUCAUUCAGCAAAUGGCCAGAGCAAGGAGACAUUCUUACACUUGGGCUAAUUAACGGAAGAGCUAACAUUGUUAGCCAAAUUAGAACUAAACCUCAUUUUAAUUGUUUUGAAACUGAACAAAAAAGAAUGAAAAGGAAAGCACUAGUAUAUUCCAAAUAUGACCUUUGAGAAUUCCAGCUUCAUUAGCAUUUCAAACAGCACAGCACAAAUUAAGAUGGGAGAUGUUCUGGAAGUGAGCUUUACAUGGUACACAAUUAAAGAGUUGCAAACACUUGUUCCUUUGUCUCUAUUAAUUGUGGAAUAGUAUGUAAGUAGUGGUUUUACCCCAGUCACUAUUAUUCAGGGUAGUAUCCUUCAGUUUAUUUAUGAGUUUCUUUUGGAAUGCCUUGAAGAGAGGGUCCUGUUCACAUUCAAUUUCACAUUUCCCUGCCCCAAUAAUUCAAUUCAAUGUUUCCCUGUUACUCUUCCUCUUUCCUCUUCAGUGUCCUCACUGAGGUGGCCCAAAUUUUCAUGGCUCACCUUCCCCCGCCAUGCCACGCCACGCCUCCUCCUCCUCCCCUCGUAAAGCUCUCUCCUUGGUCUCUAAAACAUCCCAGUUUCUUUGUCUGUAUUUCUCCUCCAUCUCUUCUCCAGUCCCCCCCCUCCUCCUCCUCCUCCUUGCUCGGACCAGAAAGAAUGCUCUCAGAUGUUGGCCAUUUAUCUCUCAAAGGAUGCUCUCGUCGUCCUUAUCUACCAACGCUUCGCCAGAUGUGUGUCUGUCGUAGGUGAAGUCUUCACUGCAGUCAAUGCCAGGCAUAUUAACAGACCCACAUGAUGGAUUCGGUUACAACAUAGGACUGUCCCAUCUCUCUGUUGUGCCAUACUACAAUUUCCACAAUUCUCUGAGUCUUUGUUCCUCUUUGCCAGUAGUUGUUGGUGUGUCUGUCAAGAAUGUGUGCCCUGUGCAAAGGGCCUGUUGCCCUCACAAAGUGGCUUCUAACCCUCAAACAUGGAUCCACCCAACUUUCUUUGGAGCAAGAUUUUGCGAGGCCUCAGGCGGGCACGACAGACCGCAAAACCGAAUAAGAACACUGAAUUGGGUAAGUCAAUAGCCUCUGUAAUAUAAAUAAAUCCUUCAGCAUAUUUUACCUCUUCAAAGAAUCAUAGAAUUGUAGAGUUGGAAGGGACCCCGACAGUGCCUAUAUGGUAUUGAGUGACAGAAUAAUUUGGCCGUGAUAAAGACAUUUUGUCCAUGGUAUGGUUAUUUUCCACCUAAUCAUUUUGGCACAUUGGCACCCUAUUUAUAAAAUUUAACAAUUCCAAAAUACAGGCACACUUUCACUUUUGCAAGAUUGAAUAUAUUGCUUCGGCUGUACUCGAGGGCCGAUUUCAAAAAAUUCUACAGGGAAAACGGUUAUGUCCAUGUGGAGAUGGCAGGGAAAGGUAAAAGACCCAUGGACAGUUAAGUCCAGUCAGAGGCGACUAUGGUGUUAUGGUGCUCAUCUCACUUUCAGGCCGAGGGAACUGGUGUUUGUCCACAGACAGCUUUCUGGGUCAUGUGGCCAGCAUGACUAAACCUCUUCUGGCACAACGGAACACUGUGACAGAAAACAGGGUGCACAGAAAUGCUGUUUACCUUCCCACCACAGUGGUACCUAUUUAUCUACUUGCACUGGCGUGCUUUCGAACUGCUAGGUUGGCAGGAGCUGGGACAGAGCAACGGGAGCUCACCCCAUCACAGGGAUUCAAACAGCUGACCUACUGAUUGGCAAGCCUAAGAGGCUCAGUGGUUUAGACCACAGUGCCACCCACAUCCCUAUGGAGAUGGCAGUAUUGAGUCAGUGGUUCAUGAGCUUCUGGCUUGCACUCUUUAUAAAGAUACGAGGAGUGAGGCUAUUACCCUUCUACUAUUGUCCAAUGGUUGCUCAACCAUUGCUACUGUGUCCUUUCUUCUAGCAGAGCAAAAUAAUCAGAUGACAGCAAAAACUGCAAAAAAAAAUAAUCGCAGGAGUAAUUAGAAUAAGAUCUAUUAUUUGAUUAUUGAUGUAAACCUCCAAAAUGUAUUUUGUAUAGUUAAGUUCUUACCUCUAUAUUCAGUACAAUUUAUUUUAUUUUAUUGCUAUGGCUAGUGGCUGAUGCAAAUAAAGAUUGUUCUGAUAUUAUCCGAAGGGGCCCUAAGGGUCAUCUAGUCCAACCCCCUGCAGUGCUAGAAUCUCAACUAAAGCAUCCAUGAAAGAGGAACAUCCAGCUUCUGCUUAAAAAGCUCCAAGGAAGGAGAGUCCAUAAUUGAGGUUCUUCCUGCUCAACAUUUCCAUUUGGAAUUCUAAAUAUCAAUCUGUUGUGCAAAGGAAGGAACCCAUUUUAAAAAACAAAACCCUAUACUUACCUUCUCAGAAGUCAGCCCCACUGAAUUCAGUGUUGCUGACCCCCACACCCCACGCCAGGUAACUGUGUACAACCGUCACUUGCAGCCUGAUUCAGAAAUCUUAAACAAAUUUACCUGGAAGUAAGUCCUGCUCAUAUUAUUCAUAGGACUGCAGUGUGCAUUAGAGAGAGAGAGAGAGAGAGAAUUUUCACCUAACCUAGAGUUUGAGAAGAAUUAGCAGAUAGGUAAAUCUACCUCGAAUUUCUACUCUUACUUUGCAGCAUAAGUCAUUGCAGUGAUUCCCACAAUCAUAGAGGUGGUGUGUAGAAAAGAGAAGUUGAGAAUUCUAAAGUGAUUGUUAUCAAACUGUAAUUCACCCUUAGAAGCAGCUUCGAAACCCCCGAAAAUAAUGAUACAGCCACAGCCACGCAGGCUGAUGAUUGGACAGUCAACAAUGAAGUUGGUGAGCACAUGAGUGGCAGGGAGAGCAAUGAGAUCCCUUGUCUACCGGCACGAUUUUUCUCUUUGUCACAGACAAUGUGCUCUGGGUUUAAGAAAAUAAUUACAGUGGGGCCUCGAGACUUAGUAAACAGUAAUAGCCCAAGGAUGAAUCAGAUUUGCUGAUCCCAGCCGAGAAUGACAAUUAAGAUGUAAUAUUUCCUCCCAUUACCCCCUUACUGUUCAUCAGUGUUGAAAAGUCAAUUUAGACUUCACCAUCUCUAGGUUGGUCAAUGUGCUUCAGAGCAAGCAAGCGAGUAUAUAAACUGUCAAUCAUGCUACGCUUCCAUUUCCCUGUUGUUUUUCUAGUGGGCCUAGUGAGAUUAGAGCCAGUUGGGAACAUAAAGCAAAUUAUUUCCUUUGCUUUGAAGUCUCAAACUACGCGUAUCAGGAGCCAGAUAAAUGUUAACUCUUCCUCAGCAGCUAAAGAGGCACGUGCUGUCUCCACUGUAAAAGGUGGCAUGUGUAUGAAUCGCAAGUGGGAAGAGUACAUCAUAAUAAUAUUAUUAUAAUAGUUUAUUAUUUAUACCCCGCCCAUCUGACUGGGUUUCCCCAGCCACUCUGGGCAGCUCCUAACAGAAUACAGUGGUACCUCGGGUUACAUACGCUUCAGGUUAUAUACGCUUCAGGUUACAGACUCCACUAACCCAGAAAUAUUACCUCAGGUUAAGAAUUUUGCUUCAGGAUGAGAACAGAAAUCGUGCUCCGGUGGCGCAGCAGUAGUGGGAGGCCCCAUUAGCUAAAGUGGUGCUUCAAGUUAAGAACAGUUUCAGGUUAAGUAAAGACCUCCAGAACGAAUUAAGUACUUAACCUGAGGUACCACUGUAUUAAAAACACCAAACAUUAAAAACUUCCCUAAACAGGGCCGCCUUCAGAUGUCUUCUAAAAGUCAGAUAGUUGUUUAUUUCCUUGACAUCUGAUGGGAGGGCAUUCCAUAUGGUGGGCGCCACUACCAAGAAGGCCCUCUGCCUGCAUACCCCCUAAUCUAGCCCAGCAAAUGCUGUAUCAUUUACAACAGCUGGCCGGUGACCAUUAUUGACGCUCAAUAUCAGGGGUGCCCAAUGGAGUGAUCUCAAAUUGUCGUCAAGCCAUAAUCACCCCUGACCACCAGUUGUGCUUUCUGGAACCAAUAAGAGUUGCAAUUCAGUAACAUCUUGAGAGCACCAUGAUGGUCGUCUGUUCCUUAGGCACAGCCAUACAGGGCUGAGAUACAAGUACUGGGGGGAGGUGUUUAAAAAAAGGAGGUGCCAUUUCCCCUAUCUCGAUAAAGGUGGCAAAAUGCCUGCCACAGACCACAUAUCAAGAGACAACACUAGUCUGUAAGUACUGUGAGGGGGGGAGAAAAACCCCUGUAAAUCCCUGUUCAUUUCUAAGCUAGCCACCACCAGCUCACAGAUAACAGUGUUUCAAAGCUCCUCAACAAUAAUUCUGCCACUCAUUUUCUGGUCACGCACCUAGAUCCCUCCCACUUUGUACAGAAGCUGUACAAACCAUAACCAUUUUCACAAGUGACACUUAAAUCAGCCCCUGAGUUCCUAGUAGCUGUCGGAUAAAUGAAAAAACCUGCAUUGAUUAGAAUGUACAUUCAGUUUUUAAAGUGCCUCUUCUCCACUGUCUAUUUACAAUAUUCCAUUUAUUUCUAUCUUACUCAAUUCACAAGCAAUGCAUUCCGGUCUAAAAGAGGUUCUUCAUCUUUCUUGUACAAAGCCUCCUUUAUAUUCCUCCAGAAGGAAGAUAUGGACCAUUUUUCUUUUCCUCGAGGUCCUUCAGGGCAAAAGAGAAAUAUUAACUACACAGAGAAAACAACGUUUUAUUGACAAGCUCCCCUGACCAUUGCAAUUUCCAAAACAAAAUCAACAUAACAAAAACAAGCGCCAAAAACUAUAAACUAUGUUUAUACCCAAAAUUUUGGUAAAAACAAAUAAAACCAUAUUUAAAAAGGCUGAUCAUUUGUACAGUCAAUAAAACAUUUUCUUACUCUUGUUACCUGGCACUCAAACUUAAGAACGGCUUUUGUGAUAUAUUUCUGUUCAUUUUCUUAUCCAUUGAACAUAGAAACAGGUUUAUCCAAAGACAGCUAAAGUUGAUUGAACCAAGUUUCCCUCUGAGCUUAAUAUAAUUUGCAAAAUAGCAAAUAGUGAGCCAGAUCAUUUACAUCACUAGAAUUUACCCCUAUAUAAAUGAUUCUCAUAAAAAGUCUUAUUCAAUCUCCCAUAAAGAACUACAGGAUUUAUGGUACUUGUUGUCUGUGAUAAAAGUGUGUGUCUGUUUGUGUGUGACAGUGGUACCUCGGGUUACAUACGCUUCAGGUUAUAUACGCUUCAAGUUACAGACUCCACUAACCCCGAAAUAGUACCUCGGGUUAAGUACUUUGCUUCAGGAUGAGAACAGAAAUCGGGCUCCAGCGGUGUGGCGGCAGCAGGAGGCCCCAUUAGCUAAAGUGGUACCUCAGGUUAAGAACAGUUUCAGGUUAAGAACGGACCUCCAGAAUGAAUUAAGUACUUAACCUGAGGUACUGUAUUGUUAUGAGUUUGUUGAGGAGGGAUUAGGCUGUAUGCAGAAACCCUUACAACUCCUGGAUCCAGCAAAUGUUAAAAUAUUGCCAAACUAGCUUCCUGGUGAGGUGAUAGCCAGGGCAAUGGGCCAUUCAGGCAGUGGUUUUCAACCUUUUUGAGUCUGCAGCUCCCUUGACCAAUCACAUUCUUUCUGUGGCUCCCCUUUGGAAGCCACUCUUUGUUGUUGUUUAGUCGUGUCCAACUCUUCGUGCCCAACUCUUCGUGCCCCCAUGGACCAGAGCACGCCAGGCACUCCUGUCUUCCACUGCCUCCCGCAGUUUGGUCAAACUCAUGCUGGUAGCUUCGAGAACACUGUCCAACCAUCUUGUCCUCUGUCGUCCCCUUCUCCUUGUGCCCUCCAUCUUUCCCAGCAUCAGCGUCUUUUCCAGGGAGUCUUCUCUUCUCAUGAGGUGGCCAAAGUAUUGGAGUCUCAGCUUCACGAUCUGUCCUUCCAGUGGGCACUCAGGGCUGAUUUCCUUAAGAAUGGAUAGGUUUGAUCUUCUUGCAGUCCAUGGGACUCUCAAGAGUCUCCUCCAGCACCAUAAUUCAGAAGCAUCAAUUCUUCGGCGAUCAGCCUUCUUUAUGGUCCAGCUCUCACUUCCAUACAUCACUACUGGAAAAACCAUAGCUUUUACUAUACGGACCUUUGUUGGCAAGGUGAUGUCUCUACUUUUUAAGAUGCUGUCUAGGUUUGUCAUUGCUUUUCUCCCAAGGAAGCCACUCUAGUCCAGGAUUUUCCCGUUCCGUGUUCAGCCCCCCCUUGGCUUUUUUUUUGGUGCGCAUAUAAGUGGAAGCGCAUGUGUGAACAGGAACCCAAGUAAUGCUGCUACUCUGCGGAGCAAAGCUGAUGCACUCAGCAUGACAGUUGCCGCCUGCCUUUCCCGAAAUCAGUGCACACAGGGUGGGAGGGAAGAUGGAGAGGUCAAAACAAGAUUAAGAUCAGAAGCGGAAAUAUUUUGUUAUGUCGGGGAAGGAAAUUGAGAAACACAGAGGAUAUGUGUGCAGGCAUGGUCCUUUCCGCAACAUUCUCCCUGUCUCCAUAAAUCUGGGUGGGUGUUAAAGAGGAUAGCAUAUACCUUGGUGGGGAGAGGUAGAGAAGAAGAGGGCGAUGUUGAGGAUAGAAGGAGAGAGAAACUCAGAAGCCAAUCCUCACUUUCAGGAUUAUUUUCAAAUCCCUCCUUAUAGAGUACACAGACACAGACCAUCAAGCUACUUUACAAUUUUUGUGCAUUUCUCAAGUCUUCUGUGCAAAACUAAGGGACCGUUAGUUGCUGAAGCUGGGGAGGAUUUUUGUUUGUGCGCGAAGAGGGAGAUUUUAAGAAGUCAUGCAAAAGCAUUUCCCCACUUUUUUUAACCUCUGCUUUAUUUCGGAAAGAUGCAAGUUAAAGCUGCAGGCUCCCCUGAAUGAUCCUCAGAGAGAAAGAGAGAGGGGAAAUAUAUGCAUUCUAUAUGUGUGCUAUCCCUUAAUAUAUUCUCUCUCUCUCCUGUAGUCAUGUUUUGGCUGGAGAACUGCAUCACUUAAUCUGGGAAAGUGCAGAUUUCAAAGGAUAGCUAUGUUUUAGUUCAUGUGUUGGUUUGGAAGGUGUGAAUCAAACCAUCAAUUCUAGCAUGGGGGGGCAGUUUAUCUAAAUUACAUAGUUCGGUAUUUGAGCGAUUGGUAUUAAUAAUUGUAUUGUGAAUUUGUAUUGUUCUAAUGAGGCUAUUGUUGGAUUGUAACUGAAAACUGAUAAAAAUUAUUAUUUAAAAAGAAAGAGAGAGAGAGAGAGGUAAUGCAGGAAGAUAUGGGCUGGAAGUUAAUGAAAGGACAGCCUGGGGGGGCUCCCUUGGGUGCUGCAUAAACCAAUGAUAUAUGGUUUAUUUACACACACACACACAUACAGUGGUACCUCGGGUUAAGUACUUAAUUCGUUCUGGAGGUCCGUACUUACCCUGAAACUGUUCUUAACCUGAAGCACCACUUUAGCUAAUGGGGCCUCCUGCUGCCGCUGCACCGCCAGAGCACGAUUUCUGUUCUCAUCCUGAAGCAAAGUUCUUAACCCGAGGUACUAUUUCUGGGUUAGCGGAGUCUGUAACCUGAAGCCUAUGUAACCUGAAGUGUAUGUAACCAGAGGUACCACUGUAUAUAUAUACAAUGUGAGCCUGGGGAGGGGGGGAAUACGAUAAUCUUUAUUGUCGUUGUCCCAUACUGAACAACAAAAUUGAAAAAUCUACAUAAAACAUUCAAAACCCAACAAGCCUGCUACCCCAGCUAUCCCAACCUGGUUAGCCCCCUAAAACCUCUGAUACCCCAUUUUAAAAUACAAUAUACUCCCAUAGAGACUCCUUACACUGCGUUUAAAACCAAAAUCGCAUUUGGGUAGAAACUGUUUCUCAGGCGGCUAGUCCUAGUCUAGCAUUACACUCCAGGGGGGUCCCAUCUCUUCCAUGCCUGCCAUGUUGGAUUCAAACUGGUAAAUGGCGUUUCCAUGCGCUCUGGUUUCUAUCACGGUGUUCCGUUGCGCCAGUAGCGGUUUAGUCAUGCUGGCCACAUGACCCGGAAAACACAGGCUCCCUAGGCCUGAAAGCAAGAUUUACACCACACCUCAAAGUCGCCUUUGGCUGGACUUAACCAUUCAGGGCUCCUUUACCUUUUUUACCUUAUCUUCACCUCACACUGUGCUGUGACCUCCUAUAAAACAGCAUAGGGGAACCAGGUUAAGGUUGCAGCCACUGCAGCCUUUGUACAUAAGCAUUAUUGCUUUGCAGAAAAUUAACUUCUUCCUAAGCUUUUUAUGAUGAGAUUCCCAAACUGUGAAGUCACAGCAGAAUAUGCAUUUGUUUUUCUCUUCACAUGUGUGGCAACAAGCACACAUGGUCUCCAAAGAGAUCUGCUCUUUGACACGUGAAGCAACACUAUUCCUAGACACCAAAGGGUCGAAUUUUAUAAACUUGUCUGAAUCUCUGUGUUUGAGCACAUUAUUUUCAUCUAGGAUUUUUUCCCCUGCAGCAUCCAUCACCAUAGCAACAAAACUCCCUCAUCACAUACCUACAGGGCAUCUGAAAUUAAGAGGCGGGGAGGGGGAGAGGAUGUCUUCUUAAAAAGCUAAACAAAGCAAUAAAUGUCUGUAUCUAGCAAUUUAGGGAUCUAAGAAAAAACAUCCAGAGAUGUUCCCAUCCCUAGCACAAAUGCUAAUCGGCAGUUGAGCGAGGCUUUUAAUUCCCAUUGGGCUGCAGCUACCCACAUCUAAGAGAAUCACUUUUGAAAAUUCAGCAUAUGAUAUGUGCACUAAGAAUGUGCUGUGUUAUGAUGCCAUUCGUAAAUCACAUUCCAAUUUGGCAGCUGGACAUCCACAGAGUUCACCUGCGGACCGCAGGUAACAGCUGGAAGCGAGCAAAACAUGAUCUCAUAGCAAUGCCGCAAAAACCUAUUGCGGAAAGCAGAUACCAAAGAAACCAUCAAGAUCUAAUGAAAACAUUGGAGACAUCCCGGAUGCUUUGAGAGACAAGAUGAAAAAGUUUCAUUUCCCAAAGACCAGUUGGUGGACUUUGCAGAAAUUUGAAUGUUUAAGCAUGGAGCGGCACACGCAAUCCUGAUUACAAAUUCAUUGCUUUCCUUUUCAGCCAAGCAUAUCUGUUUGGUUGCUUUUCCUCGGAUCUUCGCUUCCAUCACUGUUAGACCAAUUUAUGAGUGCUCCACCCAGGCAUGCCUUGUCUUGACAGCUCUAGAAAUGUUGCAGGCUGAAAGUGCUCCUGAAGAUCCAUUCAUUACAGCCAAUGACAGCAAACUUUGGAGCUCCAAGCCAGAAAAAUGAGUGUGUGCCUGUUUAUUUUACCUGCAUGCAUUUUUCUCUGAGCUCAUAAACUGAAGGACAGCCAAUCCACUUGGCCACAGGUGAUCUUCUCCCCCUGCCCUGUUCUCCACUUAUCUGCAAGCUGCCUUGCCUAAUUUUGUACACCUUGGUGUCAGAAGCGGCACGAAAACACGCCGGCAUACAGAAGGUGGCUGCAGAUUAUCAGACUGAUGAAAUAAAGAAACCUAAAUGAUAUGAUCUAAUCUAAAAUAGGGUGCUCCGAGUACUUGUAAAGCAGUCACUCGACAAAAACAAAUAACCGAUCCUGAUCCAAAGACCAUUAAUCACCGAGGAGAAAGGAGAAGUCGUUUCUCCUGCCAAUUCUAGUGACGGUUCGGAGACACCCCAAAUUCAUCAUUCUUUGGGAAUAAUUGGCUAUGUCAGUGUCAAGCUGAAAUUUCCCCCCAAACACCUGACACACAAGUGACCAGAAGCACCACUUUCUUCAUUAUCUCGGGAUGAUACAUUUGUUCUGUUCAUAGAGAUAAGGCUCCCAAGAGGCUGCCGAGCUGAGAGUCUCAAACAAUCCCUUACAAUUGCCAUAAUAGAAGUGACAAGUGUUUUCCCUUCCUCCCCGCCCCAGGAGUUCUUCCAAAUUUCCUCUGAGCUGGUGCCUGAACAGCUGAUGAAGAAGAAAGGUACAUUGCAGCCUUACCUAAUUUAUUUUAGAUGGCAUCAAUGGCCUUUGUUGUUGUUGUUGUUGUUGCUUUUGCAAAGGUGUUUAUGAAGUGUAACUCCACCGAGAGCUCCACAAACAGCAAGAAGACUAUUAGCAUGUGUGCGUGUGUUUGUCUACCAGAUAGUUAAUGAUAUCUCAGCACAUGCUUAUCGUAACUGGAAACAUAUGUGGAGACUUGGGAAGCCAAACCCCCAGCUGUGGAUUUAACACCCAGAGCUCCCAACUCUAUUUAUUUUCCUUGCGUGUGUGCAAUGCGCACACACCAGACAGCAAUUUGCAUUCGAAAGCUCAGAGCAAAAUCCUUUGUAGGGUGCAGGCAUGCAACAUCCUCACCUUUACUUUCAACUAGCAGCAGACACGAAGUGAAUGACCUGUGGUGUUCUGGGGAUAUUAAAGGGGCUGCGGGCAGAAAGGUACAUGGCAGAAAAUAAAUGCAGCCAUACAGUAGGAGGUGGAUUGCUUUUGCUUCUUUAAAGUUUCACUCUAGAGAGAUAGAUGGUAAAUGCAAAGCUGGGGCAGCACUAUUCAUGCAUGAUCCCCUUGGUUUGGCUGGAAGAUCAAAACCCUGUCUGAAACUCCAAAAUCUGGGGCAAUUUGUGUGCUCAUAUAGUAGGGCUAUACUGCCCCUGGAUUAAUUUGGCUAAUCCUCAAGCUAGCCAUCAGGCCUAACCUUUGAAAAGGUGUAAAAUAUUUCCCAGUUAGGUCUAUGCUCUAUUUGCACAAGCCUGUGCCUUUGCGAGUUAGCCAGUUACAGUAUUUUUUGCUCUAUAAGACUCACUUUUUCCCUCCUAAAAAGUAAGUGGAAAUGUGUGUGCAUCUUAUGGAGCGAAUGCAGGCUGCACAGCUAUCACAGAAG
This is a messenger RNA of Podarcis lilfordi (Lilford's wall lizard), 19216 nucleotides long. Lineage: Eukaryota; Metazoa; Chordata; Lepidosauria; Squamata; Lacertidae. The record is from the annotation of a GenBank genome assembly.